This is a messenger RNA of Rhododendron vialii, 2807 nucleotides long. RefSeq lists its product as uncharacterized. Gene Ontology annotation, biological process: defense response. Lineage: Eukaryota; Viridiplantae; Streptophyta; Magnoliopsida; Ericales; Ericaceae. The coding region runs from base 870 to 2375 and encodes 501 amino acids. The transcript has a single exon. The record is from RefSeq and is a predicted model, not a curated record.
UUUUUUUGGGUUUUUGUUAAUCUUUAUUUUUAUUGGUUUUUGUUAAUCUUUAUAAGAUUUGACUAAAAAAAAUUUAAACCAUAUUUUUCGUCUUGAUAGAAAUUUUAAAAGUAUAGUUCAAGUUGAAAAGAAAUCAUAAUAAGACAACGGAAGAGACCAUUUUUAUUUUUAUUUUUGGCUUUUUGGGUCAUUUUUGUCGCCUUAUAUGAUAUUAUUCAACUUUGGUUCAUGUUUUUAUACCUUUUCAAAUCCCCUCAUCGAGACGGAAAACAUGGUGUAAAAAUUUGACUUGAAUGUUGUAGAAGAUUAAGAGUAAGAAACCAAAGACCGUGCUAAAAAACCCUUGAAAAGACCCUUGAAAAGUUAGGCCAGGCUCACCAGAGUUGCAACUUUUUAGUGUUAGUGCUAUGAGAAAACCCAAUCACAAAAUGCAACCGAAGGGUGUGUGUGUGUGUGUGUGUUUAUUUAUUUAAUUAUAGAAAAACUAGUUACUUUGUGUACGUCCUUAUCUAAGGAUGGGUUUAAGUAGAUUAUUACAAGUUUGUAACCUGAAAUUUUGCGAAAUAACAAAAUUACCAAACCCCCAAAAUUAGGCUUAGAGAGAUGACUCCAAUCCAUGCAUCAAACACCGGUCAAAGUGAUAUAUUUAACUGUCUCCUCCUUUGUAUUCGCUGGUCAAUGUUUUCCUAUGGAGAGGACUCUCUCUUCCUCCCCAUUUCUCUCUGCAUCUUCCUCACGUUGAUGCCAGCCCUUCCCUCGUCGUCCUAUCUUCGGGCGGCGGGCGGAAUACUCCCCAAUCACCACCACUGCUCCCGCCGCUAGGCCGUUGCUGUUGCCGUUGUCGACACCACCACCACCAAACAUUACCAAUGGCUCAUUUAAAGCCGUUCCAGCUCUUAGAAAUAAACAUCAUAUCAGCCCAAGAAUUGGAGCCCGUGUCACGAAACAUGCGGACAUACGCGACCGCAUGGGUGCACCCCAAGCGCAAGCUCUCCACGAGCGUGGAUUCCCAAGGCCGCCACAGCCCCACGUGGAACGACAAGUUCGUGUUCCGGGUCGACGAGGAGUUCCUCCGCACGGACACGUCCGCGGUCAUGAUUGAGAUCUACGCCGUACACUGGCUCCGUGACACCCUGGUGGGCACGGUGCGCGUUCUCGUGGGGAAUCUUGUCCCCCCUCCAACCCGUCCCCAUCUCGCCAACCACCAUCAUUUCGGGAUGCGCUUUGUCGCGCUUCAGGUCCGCCGCCCAUCAGGUCGUCCCCAGGGGAUACUGAACAUUGGCGUGGCGGUCCUUGAUAGCUCGAUGCGGAGCAUGCCUCUGUACACCCAGCUCAGCGCAUCAGCCGUUGGCUACCGGGACUUGAUGGACGACGAUCACCUGAACAAUCACGGUCACCAGGGCACCACCGCCCAGAUCGGCAGUAGCAUCACAAACGUGAAGCCGAUUUUGCGUCGAUCUAAAAGCGAACGGAGCGAGCGCGUUACCUUUGACGACAUUUCGACUGCGAAUGGGUCCAUUCUCGCGAUCAAGGGAAAGGCUAGUUCACUGCUUUCAGAUUCCACCAUUAACCCAUCAUCAAAGGGAAAGAGCAAGAAAGGCAAGGCAAGCUCUGUAAUUAGUGGUGCAGAACUAAGGGAAAAACCAAAAGAGAGAAGCAAGAAAGGAAAGGCUAGCUCAGUUAUUGGUUCAAUUAUUAGCAGAGACUCGAACAAGGCAAAUGCCAAAACUGAAAACCCAAAUCCUGAUCCACCCAAAGAAAAGAAAACAAUUCCCAUUGAAAAACCCAAACCAGUUGAGCCCAAAAUCAGCAAUAAGCAGGGUGAUGAAAAGAUCCCAAGUAAAGAGGUCCCAACCAUAACAGUAAUUGGAAAACCCAUUUCGAAAUUCAAUGGGUUUGAGUAUGGGGGCCCAAAAGGGUCCUCCAUAGUGAAUGGAAAGUACAUUUACGGAGGCCCGGUGCCCGCGAAGGCCCAUUCUUUUUGGUCCGAUUCGGAGGUGGGCCCGUCGCCGUCGGAAGUGGCGGCGGUGAUGGCGGCAAGGGAGAGGCACCCGAUAGACGACAACCAGAGCUCGGUGUUGGACGGGUGGAGCUUAGACGAGAGCGUGGAAGGGCUCCGGUCGAAGCUUGAGCGUUGGCGGACGGAGUUGCCGCCUCUCUAUGAUCGGAGCGGGUUUGGCAGCAGCAGUUACCGAUCGACUAGUCAGCACGUGCGGAGGCAUAGCGACGACGGAGGCAUGGGCCUCUUUUCGUGCUUUGGAAACAUAUAUGGGUAUGAGUGCCAAUGCAUUUGUGGGAAGCCUCCGGACGGGAGGAGAAGCCUCAGCGGCCGGUUUCAAAGCCCGUCGGCUAGUGCGGGCCGGUCCUUCGUUUGAGCAAGGCCCAAGCCCAAUAACUCUACUUAGCCCUAUCCAUUGGCAUGCCCUUGAAUGGAAUAUUGACAUGGUUGUGAGACAAGUGACUAGAAAAUGUGGGGAAAAUGGUCAAGUUUGAGAAUUGGGUAAAUGAUAGCAUGAACAGAGGGAGCUCAAAAUCUGAGGGCUAGGGGCCACAAUAGACAUUGGUGAUCAUUCAAGUAAGUGUGGUGUCAAUUCUUCCCCCUUCUUUUUUUUCUCUUGUUAUUCCUUUUUUUCGCCUUUUUUGCGUUGAAUCUGUAUACGUUUGAGAGCACAAGAGUGAUAUAUAAAUUAUAAGCAAAGAGAAAAGGUGUAUAGUUGCUGUUUGCAGAAUCUCAAGACUUUCCUUCUUUAUUUGUUUGAAGAUAUUGAUGAUGUUUUUUUCUUAAGAUUUUGAGCUAGGGUUGUUUA